This is a messenger RNA of Closterium sp. Yama58-4, 798 nucleotides long. The record is from the annotation of a GenBank genome assembly. Lineage: Eukaryota; Viridiplantae; Streptophyta; Zygnematophyceae; Desmidiales; Closteriaceae.
AUGGCAUCUCGUAUCCCCCCGACUCUUGCUGGAUCUGCGCGCCGCGCUAACAUCUUGAAGACGUGGCGGCACGCGAUUGCAGUGCGCGUGGGACGCUUUAACGAGGUAGAGCAGUGCGCUGUGCGCUCCCCCCGUGCGUCGCUCGGCUUCUCCCCUCUGCGACCCAAGCCCGUGGCUAAGCCGCCCAGCAAGAAGCCCAGGCCCAGGGAUGUGAUGGGUACCGCUGCUGCUGUGAAGCCCAGAGCGGUGCACAGCGGUCAAGCAACCGUCGCAGCUGCUGCAGCGAAAGUCACGCGAGCUAGUAAGGCGACACCAGCUAAGGCGACGCCAGCUGAGGCGACUCCAGCUGAGGCGACGCCAGUUAAGGUGACUCCAGUAAAGGCGACGCUAACUAAGGCGACGCCAACUAAGGCGACGCCAGCUAAUUCGACGCCAGCUAAGGCGACUCGAGCCAAGGCGACGCCAGCCAAGCUGUCGCCAGCUAAGGCGACGCCAGUCAAGGCGACGCCAACUUAUGCGAUGCCAGCUAAGGCGACGCCAGCUAAGGUGACGCCAGCAACACCAUCUAAGACGGCACCGGCCAAGGCGACACGUGCAAGCCCUACUGCCGCGGUAGGUGUGAAGGCUGCAGGUGCAAGCAGCCCAGCAGCAGCCGCAGCAGCUCCUCUCACCAUGAAGGCGGGUCUUGCUGGCGGGUCUGCGAUCCCCAGACCUGCAAGCAGUGCGUCAACAAGGAGGGUUGCAGCAGGAGUGACUGCGAGUGGCAUUCCCAAGCCACGGAAGGUAGCAGCCAAGUGA